AUGCAGAAGCUUAUGGUGAACAGGGGAUACGAGAGCAGUGCGGUGAAGCAGCCCAACAUAGGAAACAGCGGAAAUGAAGAAGACGGAAGUGGAAUCCGAAGCGGAAACAUAGAGAACCGAGACGGGUUCAUAGAAUCAAUUUUUAAAAACAUAACGAAGAAUGACUACUUCAGUGCAGGCGUUGGAAUCAUCUCAGUAGGAGCAUUCGUCACAGUAGCAAACAGGCUAAACAGCUACAUCUAUCAUGCAGUGAAAAAAAAUAUGUUCACAUCUCUAGAAAUUACAAUCAAUGACAACGCGUAUUAUUGGGUUCUAGAAUACAUCGUAAAGAAGGGGAUAAUCAGUAGACACCUCAGCUUAAAAACGCAGAUGCAAAAUGACAAGAAUAAAAAAACGGUAUUAUUUUCCUUCUUACCAAGCAUAGGAAAUCACCUACUCAUAUAUGAUAACAGAUUUAUAUUCAUUGAGCGAAGUAGAGAAAAAAGCAUGACGUCAGAUGUGAACAGAUCAGUCCCAUUCGAAAAUAUAAAACUCAGCACAUUCAUAUGGUCCAGAAAUAUAUUUUCAAAAAUAUUAACAGAUGCCAAAUUGCAUAUCGAGAAAAAGGAGGAGGGAAAGACUCUACUAUAUAAAACGUUUGGACAUGAAUGGAGACCCUUUGGAACUCCGAAAAAUAAGAGGCCUGUACAUUCUGUGAUCCUUCCGGAGCACCUCAGUGAACAUAUAAUUAAUGACCUUGACACCUUUCUCAAUUCCAGCAAAUGGUACAUUGAAAAAGGGAUACCCUAUAGGAGGUGCUAUCUACUUCAUGGACCCCCUGGCUGCGGCAAAAGCAGUCUUAUUGCUGCGCUCGCUGGUCACUUCGAUUUUGACAUUUGCACCAUUAACGUGAAUGAUGUAUACUUAACCGAUGACAGAUUUAUACACCUUCUUGCCACCGUCCCUCCCAAGACCAUUCUCAUUUUGGAAGACAUUGACUUUGUCUUUCCCGGCCCGAUGGAUGCAAAUGAGAAGGGAGGCUCCCCUAUAGAAGCGUCAUCUCAUAUGGAAGCAUCUUCCCAUAUGGCAACUUCCUCCCCCACAGCAUCCACCAUAUCCAAUUCGCUACUCAACAGUGGUAACAUCCGAACGCUAGGAGUCUCCUAUAGUGGACUUCUCAACGCUCUGGAUGGCAUCGUCGCAACGGAGGAAAGGAUCAUUUUUAUGACCACAAACAAUAUAGAGAGGCUUCCAAGUACGCUUAUUAGACCAGGUAGGGUAGACCUAAAAAUACUCAUACCAUAUGCGAACACAUAUCAGUACAGAAAAAUGUUUUUACGUUUUUUUCCCCAGCAUGAGGAUCUGGCCCAGGAAUUCGCUACCAUAUUUGAGUCUUUCCACCUGAGCAUGGCUGAAAUUCAGUCCUUCUUUCUUUUUUCAAAACACGACCCGCAUAAGACCAUUCAUAAUGCCCGGCACUGGGUGCAGACCUACGCGAAAAAGAAGGCGGGGGGACAGCAGGGCUGA
Plasmodium inui San Antonio 1 is the source of this 1506-nucleotide messenger RNA. Its product is annotated as mitochondrial chaperone BCS1. Lineage: Eukaryota; Apicomplexa; Aconoidasida; Haemosporida; Plasmodiidae. The transcript has a single exon. The coding region runs from base 1 to 1506 and encodes 501 amino acids. Gene Ontology annotation, molecular function: ATP binding; ATP hydrolysis activity. The record is from RefSeq and is a predicted model, not a curated record.